This is a messenger RNA of Drosophila bipectinata, 2017 nucleotides long. Its product is annotated as trichohyalin. NCBI's taxonomy places the organism in Eukaryota, Metazoa, Arthropoda, Insecta, Diptera, Drosophilidae. The record is from RefSeq and is a predicted model, not a curated record.
CAUGCAGUACUCGUGGCUGCCACAGGAGCGUAGGGAGCCCAUUGUCCGCGAAAAGCCUCCAGUGGUCAUAUCCUCCAGCAGAUUCGCUCGCAUCCAGCGGAAUGCCUGCCAGGCAGCCAAACAGGAGAAGCUCCAGCUACAAAGCCUCCGCGACCAGGAGCAGGAGAGACUCCGUAUUGGGGGCGAGGAGUUGCUCAAGAAGUUCAAUGGCCAGAAUCUGUGCAUCACCCAGGAGGAGGAGUGCGCCCGGGAGCUGAAGCAGCAGGAGGAGCAGAUCUUGCAGGCUAAGCGGCAGGCGGAGGAGGAGACCAACGCCGCUCGCGAGGAGCAGCGGGCGACCAGGCAGGAGCGAAUCAAGGCAGCCCAGAAGCUGUUGGAGCAACUGCGGCCAGGACCUAGGGAACUGCAAUGUGCCAGGCUGCAGAGCGAGGUCCUGCGGAGUGUGAAUGCCCAGCGUGAGGUCCAGGAGGAGUAUUCCAAAGCCAGGCAACGGCAGGCGGAACUGGAUAGGAAGGUUUACCAGGAGCAGGUGUUCCGAGGCUACGAGGAGGCCAAGAAGCGGCAUACAGAACGCUGUCAGCAGCUGGAGGAGCACAAAAAAGAGCUCCUCGAAUCCAUUGCCGAAAGGGAAAAGCACCGACAGGCCACUAAAGCCGAGGAGUUGGAGGAGGCUCGCCAGGAGCGGGAACGAAAUGCAAAACAACUGAAGGAUCAACAGGACAAGGAGAAGAAACUGCUGGCCUCUAAGCAGCGUCAGAGGAAAGAGGAGGCUCUUGCCUCUCUGGCCAUGUCGGAGCAAUGCCAGAAGCGUCUACAAAUGCUGGAGGAGGUGGAGCAGGCCCAGUGUGAUGUGCACAAUGCGGCCAAGAGGCAACUGGAGGGAAUGAAACGAGAUCGGGCCAGGGAGCGUGUGCAGCAGCGAAUCCUCCGAAAUGAAAAACUUGCUCGGGAGCUGGUGCCCCGACUCCACUACAGUGCCGAGGAGGAUCUGGCCCGACAUAGCCGUCAGCUGGAGGAGAUGCGCAAAGCCCACAGUGCCGAGCAGGCCAAGAAGAGACAGGUGCGGGAGCAGGCCAUUAACGCCCGCUUGGCCAUACAGAAGCAGGAGGAGGAGCAGGCUAGGCUCAGCCGGAAGAAGGAGGAGGAGGAGCGACUAAGGGCAGUGGAGCUGCGUCUGCAGAACGACCUCACGAAUGUUCAGUUCCAGCGGCAACAGCGCCAGGAGCAACUCGAAAGAAUGCGACAGCUGCGCCGCCAGCUGGAUGACCAGGUGAAGCGUCGACACGAGGACGAAACCAGGCCGGACACCAACUACAACCGGGAGGCCCAGCUUGAGGAGCUGCGCGAGGAUGUCUUCUUCUUCGACUACGCCCGCCAGCUGAUGGACGAGGCCAGCUCGAAGGGCUGCCCCCUGAAGCCCCUCAUCAGGGCGGUGGGUCAGUACAAGAACGAGAAUCGCAUCGGGGCGGAGGUAAGGGUGCCGCGCCACCUCAUCACCCGACUGCCCAUGGGUCGACGCACUCAGGGCGACAGCCAGGCGGAGGGUAAGGUGAAACCUCCGGAGGAACUGGAACCGAAUGCCGAAAAACUCAGCCAAGAGGAGCAGCAGCAUAGGUUAACCAUCGAGGAGAAUCUCAAGAAGAUUGAGGCCCUGAUGCUGGAGGAGUCCAAAACCAAAAAGGCGGGAAAAGUGGCGCCUAAAUAAUGCUUUUUCGUUGCACUUGUAAUAUGGAAUAUGGGUAUUAACCAUCAAAAAGCAGUAAACCAUAAUGCCUCUCAAGUAACAGCCUUUAUUUGAUGAAACCUCAAAACAAAACUGUUGAAAAUAAAACCCACCACUUGACUCCGAUGGCGGUUAGGCUUAUGGAGGUGGCAAUACCCCAAAGUAUCCAUUACAUUGGCACUCAUGGAUUCUCAUCGAAUGUAUUGAGUUGCAAUCACCAAUUGCGAAAUGCAAUUCCUCAGAGAUCCACUUUCAAUGCCAUUACUCAUUACACAUAAGGUCUAUAUCCCUAAA